AUGGCUACCGAUAACAAAGUCACAAUGAUUAUGGAGUCAGCGAAAUCUCUUCUUUUGUGGCUUGAAGGAGUCGCCACUAUCAUCACGAUAUCAACUUUAAGUGCCAAGCCAAAUGCGCGAUCUUGA
Messenger RNA from Sclerotinia sclerotiorum 1980 UF-70, 126 nucleotides. RefSeq lists its product with no specific name. Lineage: Eukaryota; Fungi; Ascomycota; Leotiomycetes; Helotiales; Sclerotiniaceae. The transcript has a single exon. The record is from RefSeq and is a predicted model, not a curated record. The coding region runs from base 1 to 126 and encodes 41 amino acids.